AUGAUGGUGACAUGGACCCGGUGUAGUAAACAGCUGGCUAUUGUGACUGCGAAAGUUUCUGACAGCUGAAACUGGUUUUCCCUCGCUGAUAGAACAAUGGAGAAUGGAGAUGGAAGGUUGUGCUGGGAGCCCAAGGAAUAUUACCAUCCAUCUCCAGGACUGCAGUAUGCAGUCAUUGUUCUCAAUGAAGCCUUGGAUGAAACCAACAUGCAAUAUGUGAACUUUCUGUGGCAGCAUGCUUCUGUGCGAGUAUGUGUGGAUGGUGCCACCAAUUCCUAUCACAAUCUCAUGCAGCACCAAAGUACACCAUCUCUUCCUGCGCCCAGUGAUAUAUCACCAUCAACCUUCCGGUCUUCAGUUACAAGCGGUUUGACCAAUGGAUUACCUUGUAACUCGUGCCCCCUGCCUGAUAUCAUUACGGGUGACUUUGACUCGGCCCAGCCAGAGCUACUGAAAUUAUACAGUAGUCUUGGGGUUAAUAUCGUACCGACUCCCAGCCAAGAUGAAACGGACUUUACCAAGGCUGUUAGAGUAUUGGAGAAAUUUAUUGAGGAGAGAAACUUUGAGAUUCAGCAUGUGGUUGUAAUCGCAGGGUUGCACAAUACACGUUUUGAUCAUGUAAUUGCCAAUAUUGCAACACUGUACAAGAUAGAAGCUGUGAUCUCGGUUCCUGUAGUUGUUAUUAGCGGAGGAAGCUUAUACUGGCUGCUAACUGCCGGAGACCACAGCAUCCAGAUACCAGAAGAUAUCAUAUUCAAUCCAAAACGGUCCUGGUGUGGUCUCGUACCAGUUGGACAGCCAUCCACUGUCACCACUACUGGCUUAAAAUGGAAUCUAAAUAAUCAAGUGUUAGCAUUUGGACACAUGGUGAGCACCUCCAAUACCUUUGAUCCCAUUUCCUGCGGGUUAGUCACAAUUACCACUUCCAAGCCGCUUCUCUGGACGAUGGGAUGGAACAUUGAUCAGGCUCCCACACUGCAAAUAGCAGAAGAGCCCAAGUCUUCAUGUUGUCCCAGCCAAGGAAUCGCUGACAAAAAGGAGCGCAGUCUUCCAACUUUAACACACCUGCCGACAAAAGCAACACUUGCGGAAAUCUCGCUACAAGAUGGGAAAUGUCCAGGGCCAAUGCAAAGAUAGAUAAGCUAUUCAUUUGAAAUCAUUCAAACCAAUCUGAUAUUUUCCCUAAUGAGUGAACGCCUUGAGCUUAUCACUGCAUUAAAAGAUCAGCAACUCCAUUUUUGGCUACCAUUUACAUUUGAUGGACUUUCUAUGUCAUAAUAUAAAUUCUUCAGUUGAAAUUUAAGUGGGUAACCACAUAUCAAAUUUGUCCCAAACAUUUAGAAUUCUUCAUGCUGGUUUAGUAGUUGUCAGUGAAAGAUAAGUGUUUACAAAGUAGGCAGCUUUGUCUCAGUGUUCACAUGUAAGCGAUGAAGAAGGAAGGAUACAUUGAUAGAAAGGCACAUUUAAGGGGAAAGAUUGGAAAUGGAGAAAAUAGGGCAGACAGAUUAGUAAUUUGGUAGUGCACAUUUAUAAAAGGAAAAUAAUCAUUCAGGAAGGUAGGGUUAACAUCACGUCUAUGGGCAGCCGAGGCCAGGUCAUCUGCACUGACAGGUCAUUUAUAUAAAUAUAAUCUUCCGUAUAACAGGCUUCUUUGUGCUGAAUAGCUAUACAUUUUAGCAGCCAGUCCAAGACACGAAUCCCAUUGUAAUAAUAACUGGCUUCUUGCACUGAAAUGAAUUAGUUUUCAUAAAGAUUUAUGUUAAGGACUUAGUAAAGCACAAAUAUUAUAACUAUUAAUCAACACGACUUUAUCUCGAUUAAGUUUUUCAUUUCUGUGGUUUGGGAGACACUUUACAAGAGAAUGAAAGACCUAUUUCUCUAUUUUUGUUUUUAAGAUGCAAUUUAAGCAGUAGGCCAAACAGUGGAUCUUUUAAAUUAUUUAGCAUUUUGACAAAUUAUUAUUUUGUAGGAAAAAUAUGGUAAAAAGGUAUUCAGUGUAAUGCCUGACCUUUUGCAGCUUGUUUGUUUUGACUUCUUCAUACACUGAUGGUUUAGUCCCCCCCCCCCUGGUUACAUGUACACUGAUGGUUCACUUUGUACACUGAGGGUUUACUUCCUCUUGGUCACGCGUACGCUGACGGUUCACUCCCCUGGGUCACAUGUACACUAAUGGUUCACUCCUCUUGGUCACAUGUACACUAAUGGUUCAUUCCCCCCUCGGUCACAUGUACACUGAUGGUUUACUUCCCUGGGUCACAUGUACACAGAUGGUUCCCUCCCCCUUGGUCACGUGUACACUGAUGGUUCACUCUUUACCCCUUCCCCUUGGUCAAGUAUACACUUUGGUCAUAAUAUUCAGAGCAGCUUCAAAACUUCAUACGUCUACCUCUUGCUCACCUCUUAUGUGGAAUCUCGGUUGCAUGUGAUCUAAGCCACGGUGAAGAAUUUUGUGUACAAUUUUGUUUUUGUUUAAUAGCGUAUCAAGUGGUCUGAAGUUGGUGCUCAUGCCUACUUGCCUAGAUCAUGGGGAAAUUUUUUUAAUCUAAGUGCACAAUAUAUAAAACUUACCUUGAAAUAUUCUUUGAUGUUGUGUGUGUGCGCACACUUGCAUAUGGUGAUUGUAUUUUAUAUAGCUUUUCAACAUGUCCGUUAAUUAUGCAAUUGUGCAGCGAAUAGGUACAAGAUCAUUCCUCGAUUUUUCUCGGGUUUAGUACACUUCUUUAUAUUAUUUGAGUUCAACAGAAGUGUGUGCUCAGAUUUAUAUAGAAAGGAUUGUGAUAAAAAAUAGAAAAGUAAGAAUUCUGUAUUAUUGGGGGUAUUUUAACUUUUAGUUAACAGAAGUUUAACUUUUAGUUUGUUUCAGUGAGCAACAGAAACAAGGUAAGUUUUUACAUUAUUUAUAAGGACACACUUCCAGUUUUUUGUUACUGUAAUAUAUAGUUUUAGUUAACAAAUUCAAAUUUUAUUUAUAAGGCUUUGUCAAAUGCAAUGUGAAUUUCUAUAUUCAUAAACAAAAAUUGGAAGAAGAAACUUACUUUCUUAGAAAUGGUUAUGCAGUACUUAAAAUGACUAGUCAUAUUAGUGCUAGCCUUCAUAGGCCUACUUACACCAUUGUGGUAGUAUACUCUGUACUUGGCUUUGCAUUUAUUUAUUUUUGCCAUUGUGUCUUGUAGGAAAAGGUUGUAUGUAUAUACUGUACAUUAUAUAGGCAACAGGCUUCAAAAUGUAACUACAAUACUGUAUUUUUGUAUUCAUCAGGUAUAUUUGUUGUACAGCAUAAAAUAAAAUUUAGUGUGUA
This is a messenger RNA of Procambarus clarkii (red swamp crayfish), 3298 nucleotides long. RefSeq names its product thiamine pyrophosphokinase 1. Gene Ontology annotation, molecular function: thiamine diphosphokinase activity; thiamine binding; ATP binding. Gene Ontology annotation, biological process: thiamine metabolic process; thiamine diphosphate biosynthetic process. The record is from RefSeq and is a predicted model, not a curated record. Lineage: Eukaryota; Metazoa; Arthropoda; Malacostraca; Decapoda; Cambaridae.